This is a messenger RNA of Paramecium pentaurelia, 160 nucleotides long. NCBI's taxonomy places the organism in Eukaryota, Ciliophora, Oligohymenophorea, Peniculida, Parameciidae. The record is from the annotation of a GenBank genome assembly.
AUGAUUGCCUAUAGAGAAGCAGGUUAGUUAUAGAAUUUUAGUAUAAUUAGUGACCAAUGGAGAAAUGUUUUAUUUAGUUGUGUCUGUUUUAGGCAAGGAUUCAUCUAAGAGAUCAAAUAUUUAAUAUGAUCCAAAAUCUUCUCUCCAAAAGAGGAAUUGA